GGAUUCUUGUUUCAGAAUGGGCUCUAUAGGAGUGCGGUGUUAGGGUGAUGGCUUUCUGCUCCAUGUAGAGUUUAGAGCUAGGCUUUGCAUUUCAGAGAGAAUCUCCUCUUUUCUGCUCUCCGUGUGCUCUUGGGCAGUCUCUGAAUUAGCUAGGCUGAAGUGAGAUACUAAACAGUGCCAUUGAUAAGUAGUGAUUUUUUUUUUUCUUUCGAGACAGGGUUUUUUUGUGUAGUUUUGGUGCCUGUCCUGGAUCUCGCUCUGUAGCCCAGGCUGGCCUCGAACUCACAGAGAUCUGCCUGGCUCUGCCUCCUGAGUGCUGGGAUCAAAGGCGUGUGCCACCACCGCCCGGCGCGAUAAGUAGUGAUUUUUUUACCCUAUCCUAUGUAAGAGGAUACUGGAAAGUUCAGAGGAACUGGCCCUGAGGGCCACCUUCUCCCCUGGGCGUGAGGUGGGGCACUUCUAAGAGGUGAGGUUCCUAGCUGGACUCUCUAAGGGUUACUAGCACGCACCAGGACUCUCUGCAUGACUUUUUGGCCACCGGAAGCUUCAGAAAUCUUUGCAAUCACUGGCCUUCCCAGAUAGAGUGCUGGUCUGCACAGAGGGGCCAGCAGGGAUGGAAGGGGCCAGCAGCCUCAGGCCUGGACAAGCUACCAUGAUUGAAGGAAUGGAUUCCCCAGAGGGCGAUGGAAGAGUCUCUGCACUCAUCAAGGAGGGGGCCAGUGCAAGGGGCCUGUCCCCUUCUCCAACCCCGUACCCUCAGAGGGUCCGGAGAAAAUCCAGGAAGUGUGGAAUCUGUCCGCAGGAUGAGGAGGAGGCAGGCUUUUCCUUGGGGCUUGGUCAGAGCCUUGAUGGGCACUGCCGUCCUGUGCAGAGUGCGUCUCUGGAGUCAUCUGCAGGUCCCCAAAGACUUAUUUCUUCUAAGGACACUGGUCCUGAAGAUCCAGGUGGAAGUUGGGUAGAACCUGCCCCAGAGGCCGCGUUUGAAUGCAUGCUCUUUUCUAAGAAUAUGGCUCAGGCAGGCAGCCUCGAUCACCUUUUUGGAUUCCCAGAGCUCUUUGGAGAUGAGUCCCUUAGUCUGAUCACACAGGACCCUCCCCAGAGCCCAGCGCUGUACCCAGGGGUGCUGUCUGAGGGUUCUACAGAGCAGCAGGAAGCACAGCCGGUGUUUGUGGUUGGCAGCUCUGGCUCUCCACCUGACCCAGAGGGGCCACAGGUCAACGCCCAGCCAGUGUCCAGGCUGGAGCUGGGACAGGGAUUUGCUGCUCCAGCUGAGCCCUUGGGUGGUCCCAGUGGUGCAUCCCUGGGGCAGAGAAGACCCAGGCACGUGAAUAAGUGGCAACAGACUGGCCCAGUGUCCUGUGCUCAAAAGCAGCAUACAGUCAACUCCAGCCAAGAUCAACCCGAGGAAGUCAUUCAAAGAGGUUGCCCCAGAGUGGAGAAGAUGAGAGUGCCCUGUGGAGUGAAGCUCGUGUACUACAUCUGCUCUGGGCCAGGGAUCCAGCUCCUGGGAGCCUUCAGCAACAGCCAGCCAGGGAGACAGCUUGAAACUCUGGAGGACUUGGUGAAGGUCAGCUCAGCCAAGAGGCAGAGAAGGCCCAUGACUUCUCACCCCGCCAAUUGUCAGUGUGAUCUCAUGGAAACUGAGAAGCCUCUUCAGGAGAGGACUGAGGACCCAGGUGAGCAGGAGUCUAUGCUUCUGGAUGUUGGAGUACGAUCCACCGUGGUCCAUGCCAUGCAGGAGGUGCUGUGGACUCGUGUCCAGGAGUUUCCGGACCUGUUGCUGAGGGAAGAAGAGGUAGCGGGCAUUGCAGAGGGCAUUGAGGCUGCCCUCUUCCGCCUGACCCAGGACACCAACCUCCGCUACAAGACCAAGUACCGCAGCCUGCUCUUCAACCUGAGAGAUCCCCGGAACUCUGACCUGUUUCUCAAAGUGGCUCACUGUGAUGUCAGCCCUCACGACCUGGUACAGAUGAGCUCAAUCCAGCUGGCCCCCAAGGAGCUGUCCUGCUGGCGGGACCAGGAGAAAAGAAGGGGCCUGGACAUCCUUGAGCAACAACAGAAGGAGCUGUCUAGACUUCCCACCUCCAAACUGACUCACAAGGGCGAGGUAGAGAUCCCACGGGACUCAGACCAGAUGCUGACCCUGGAGGACCUGAUGGAACCCAUGGUGCCCCAAGAGUACAGCCCACAGGCCCUGACGACCCCCCUGGAGGACACCACAGAUCAGCAUCAGCACCACAUCUGGGACUCCAACUGCCACAUCUGCAAGGACUGGAAAUCCUCAGCUGAACUGCCAGGCCUCUCCAGAGCCAUCAUGAACAAGGAGGAAGAUGUCAUCUGGAAAGCCCCAAGUCCAGCUCCUGUGUCCUCUCCAGAGAUGCUCACAGCUGGGGAGACACCUUCUAAGGAACCACAGGACAGGCUCCAGAUGCCUGCUGGGCCCAAAAAUGUCCCACCCAGCCCUCCGCCCUGGGAGGGCUCACUAGACAUGUUCUCCAUCAAGCGUUUCCGGGUCAAGGCCCAGUUGGUCUCGGGACACAGCUGUCAGCUUGUCCAGGCUCUGCCGGAGGUCAUUCGCUCAGCAGGCUGCCUCCGUCCAAAGGACCUCUGGGAUCUUCUAGACCUCAUGUGCCCAGCCAGAGCAAAGGACAUCUGCGUGGUCAGACUGUGUCCCCAUGGGUCUCGGGACAUCCAGAACUACCGCAUGCUCUACUCCUACCUCAACAACAAGCAGCGGCACUGCCUGGUGAUUGUGCAGCACGUGAAGGUGGUCUUGCUUCCCCUGCCCGCCUUCCAGCCUCUGCCAGCCAGGCUGCGCCCUCUGGGAGGCCCAGGUCUUGAAGCUGCUCACACGAGCCUGUUACUCGCUGUACUGUUCCCUAAGGAUGGGCUUCCAGACACAGCUCUGUCCAUCCCCGUGGGGAACAAGGUUCCCAAGACUGCCUCCUUCAGCAAAAGAGUGGAGAGGAGAUGCUACCAGCCAGAGGGCAGGGCAUCAGAGACCACCCUGAGAGGAUCACUUUCCCAAGGGGAGGCCCCAAAACAGAGCUUGACCAAGGGCAGCCUGGCUCCAAGGAGUGGUUGUGCUUGGCAGAGCCUCCACAGAGGCAGGGGGAGGCAGGGACCUGGCUGGGGACAGCAGUCCCCAGAAGCAAGUUGGUGCCACCCCCAACAUCCCAAUUCAGGUGGACCAGUUUUCCCUGGCAUUGGCCAUGGACAGCACCUCCAUAGGGCCUCCUGUUUCCACCAAGACCUACUCCAGCACCUCAAGGUCUUGGUGACCAUGAGUCACCAGUUCCAGGCCUCUCUGUGGCCCCCGGGUCAGCAGCCUCUCCUCCCAUCCUCUGCAGUAUCUUCAGUUCCGGAUCCCCCUGGGCCAAUCUCAGACCCUUCUCUGGGCCCUAGGGAUGGAGGUGGCUCUGAGUGUCUUUGACCGGUGAGGCCUGACCGACCCUUCGGACCCACCAGAACAGAAGUGUUCAUUCCCUUACUCUCAAUGCUGAAUGAGAGGAAAGGCCAGUCAGCUCUCCCCCACCUGCCCAGUUUGUACCCGUUCUGCAGCCUGUUUGAUGGUGAAUUUUGGUUCAAUAAAAACUUGGCAAAA
Molecule: messenger RNA, 3604 nt
Organism: Peromyscus californicus insignis
Lineage: Eukaryota; Metazoa; Chordata; Mammalia; Rodentia; Cricetidae
Gene: Spocd1
Product: SPOC domain containing 1
Exons: 14
Coding region: 614-3433 (939 amino acids)
Biological process (GO): DNA-templated transcription
Cellular component (GO): nucleus
Source: RefSeq, a predicted model, not a curated record